CCCCAAUCCUCUCUUUCUCUCGCUCAUUCUCUCUUUGCUAUGGAGUUAACUUUUUCUUUAGACACUACUUGGUGGGUGUUUACUCUCCCAGCUGUUCUGGAAACUCAAAACUUGUUUAAUGGUUUUGUUUUGUUUUCAAUCUUCAUGUCGCUUUUAUCAAUUGGCUUUCUAACCUGGGCUUUCUCCACUGGAGGUCUAGCCUGGAAAAAUGGAAGGAAUCAAAUGGGUUCAGUCCCGAUUCCUGGACCUCGUGGCCUUCCUCUCUUUGGCAGUUUGUUCAGCUUAAGCCACGGCUUGGCUCAUCGAACUCUUGCCCGCAUGGCUUCAAUCCAUGGUGCCACUCAGCUCAUGGCAUUCAGCUUAGGCUCAACCCCUGCCAUCAUCACCUCUGACCCCAAAACUGCUCGUGAAAUCUUAACCUCUCCCCAUUUUGCCAAUCGUCCUAUCAAGCAAUCUGCUAAGACCCUAAUGUUUAGCCGUGCCAUUGGGUUUGCACCAAACGGAACAUACUGGCGGCUCCUUAGGAGGAUUUCAUCAAAUCAUCUAUUUGCACCCAAACGCAUUGCUGCCCACGAAGCCGGACGCCAGAUGGACUGUGCCAUCAUGUUGGAUGCCAUUACCACUGAGCAAUCACUUCAUGGUGGUGUUGUCUUACGAAACCACCUCCAAGCUGCCGCGCUUAACAACAUUAUGGGGACCGUGUUUGGCAAAAGAUACGAUCUCACGUGCAAUAGCGACGAGGCAAAAGAACUGAAUGAGCUUGUUAGGGAAGGGUUUGAGCUCUUAGGUGCUUUCAACUGGUCCGAUUAUCUCCCAUGGCUUAGCUACUUGUAUGACCCUUUUUGUGUCAACCAGCGUUGCUCAGAGCUUGUUCCUCGUGUCAGAAAGCUUGUUAAGAAAAUAAUAGAUGAGCACCGGUACCGGCUUGGUGACUCGAGCAAGCUCUCUGACCAUGCAGAUUUUGUUGAUGUUCUACUCUCUUUGGAUGGGGAUGAGAAGCUUGAAGAAGAUGACAUGGUCGCGGUCUUAUGGGAAAUGAUCUUCCGUGGUACUGACACAACCGCACUUUUAACCGAGUGGGUCGUGGCCGAGUUAGUUUUAAACUAUGAAGUGCAACACAAGCUUCACCACGAGCUUGACAUUGUUGUGGGAAACAAAAAUAUCACGGAUGCUGACGUAGCCAAAUUACCCUACUUGCAAGCCAUUGUGAAGGAAACCCUACGUGUUCACCCACCUGGGCCACUCCUAUCGUGGGCCCGGCUGUCCACGUCGGAUGUCCAGCUAAGCAACCGCAUGGUGGUCCCGGCCAACACUACGGCCAUGGUGAACAUGUGGGCCAUAACCCAUGACCCAAAAGUGUGGGAGGAGCCUUUAGUGUUCAAGCCAGAGAGAUUCUUAGAUGCUGACGUGGAUGUUAGGGGAGGAGACCUUAGGCUUGCACCCUUUGGGGCUGGUCGUAGGGUUUGUCCAGGCAAGAACUUAGGGCUUGUGACUGUGACCCUUUGGGUUGCUAAAUUGCUUCAACACUUUGAAUGGGUUCAAAACAUGGCUAACCCAGUUGACCUAACUGAGGUGUUGAAGCUCUCAUGUGAGAUGAAGAGCCCUCUCUCUGUUGUGGCUGUUUCGAGGAAUGGUGUUCCACCUAUUUACGCUUAGGGUUUGUUAAAGUAAUACAAAUCUUAUCCCAUUAUGAGUGUUCUAUUUUAUAAUCCACUAAUUUUCGCUAUGUCAAAUUGAUGGAGUAUAAAAUGGAACACUAAGAGUGAGAUGAAAGAUUUUUAUUUAAUUGUUACAAUCUACUAUUACUUGUUUUAAAAUAUUUUAGGGCAAAGUUGUUGACGUGUUGUGUGGUGUUUUGUGAAAAGUAUCUAGGGAAGAAUAAACUGGUGGAUGAUAGAGACGAUUGCUAAUUCACCUAUAACAUAAGAGUGUUUUAGAGAUUAUUCUCUGACAUUCGAGCUACUGAAUAAAUUGUAUUUUUUGUUGUUGUUGCUAAUAUAAUAAAUUGUAUGUCCUACUUUCAGAA
Quercus robur (English oak) is the source of this 2026-nucleotide messenger RNA. RefSeq names its product cytochrome P450 78A7-like. Gene Ontology annotation, molecular function: oxidoreductase activity, acting on paired donors, with incorporation or reduction of molecular oxygen; monooxygenase activity; iron ion binding. The coding region runs from base 40 to 1656 and encodes 538 amino acids. The record is from RefSeq and is a predicted model, not a curated record. Lineage: Eukaryota; Viridiplantae; Streptophyta; Magnoliopsida; Fagales; Fagaceae. The transcript is spliced from 2 exons.